UGUAGCAUUUGUGUUUAAAGUCCCCCGUGCCCUCAAAUCUCAUCACCACUAUCACGGUUUCACUGUCCAAAUUAACAUGACUCCACCUCUUAUUCUUUGCUUCCUCCUCCUCCGCCACCUACCUCUGCUGGCCCUGGCCGCCGCCGCCCCCGGCAAGUGGGAUUUGCUCCUCUCCGACAUCGGCAUAUCCGCCAUGCACAUGCAGCUCCUCCACACCGACCGCGUCGUCAUGUUCGACCGCACCGACUUCGGCCCCUCCAACAUAUCCCUUCCCAACGGCCAAUGCCGCCGCGACCCCGCUGACACCGCCUUACCGCUCGACUGCACCGCCCACUCCGUCGAGUACGACGUCGCCGCCAACUCCAUCCGCCCCCUCAUGGUGCAGACCGACGUCUGGUGCUCCUCCGGCGCGCUCGUGCCCGACGGCACGCUCGUCCAAGCCGGAGGCUACAACGACGGCGAUCACGCUGUCCGGAUGUACAAGCCCUGCAAAGAUCACUCCUGCGACUGGCACGAAAUCACGGCUGGACUCACGCGGCGGAGGUGGUACGCCACCAGUCAAAUCCUGCCCGACGGCCGCCAGAUCAUCGUCGGCGGGCGGCGCCAGUUCAACUACGAGUUCUACCCCAAGAAAUCCGCGGCGGAGGGCUCCUACAAUCUGCCCUUCCUUGUGCAGACUAAUGACCCCCGCAUUGAGAACAACCUCUACCCCUUCGUCUUCUUGAAUAUUGAUGGACAUUUAUUUAUUUUCGCCAACAAUCGAGCUAUCAUGUUCGAUUACACCAACUCCAAGGUGCUCCGGACCUACCCGACACUACCGGGCGGGGACCCGCGGAGUUACCCGAGCACGGGCUCCGCAGUUUUGCUGCCGUUGAAGAGCAAUGCCGGAGCUGAGGUUUUGGUGUGCGGCGGUGCGACGAGAGGAGCUUAUGUUAGAGCAAACAACGGUGAUUUUGUUAAGGCUCUUGACACAUGUGGGAGGAUCCGAAUAAACGACCCGGAUCCUCAAUGGGUUAUGGAGACCAUGCCCUCGGGUCGGGUCAUGGGUGAUAUGUUGUUGCUACCGAAUGGUAAUGUCUUGAUUAUCAACGGCGCCGGCACGGGUACGGCCGGAUGGGAACUGGGUCGGAGCCCCGUGCUGUCACCGGUUGUCUACUACCCGAAUAAUGAAGCCGGGUCAAGAUUCGAGGUGCAGAACCCGACCUCCACCCCUAGAAUGUACCACUCCACUGCGAUAUUACUUCGUGACGGUCGUGUUCUCGUUGGUGGAAGCAAUCCUCACAUAUAUUACAAUUUCACUAAGAUAAUAUUCCCAACAGAUUUAACUCUCCAAUCAUUUUCUCCGACAUAUUUGGAUCCGCAGUUGGCGUAUCUGCGACCGAGGAUCCUUUCGCCCGUAUCCGAAUCCAGAUUCGGAUACGGGCAGCAGAUUCCGAUCCGGUUCAGCAUUCCUCCUGGUCGGCUAGAUAGAGGUUCGAUCAUGGUAACAAUGAUUGCGCCAUCGUUUACGACUCACUCAUUCUCAAUGAAUCAAAGAUUACUAGUGCUUGAGCGUGGGGAUGUAACGCCUAUCGGGAGAUCCGCAUACCAACUUCGGGUCGCAACGCCGGGUUCGAGUAAUCUUGCACCGGCUGGAUACUAUAUUCUGUUUGUGGUUCACAGAGAUAUUCCAGGUGAGGGAGUCUGGAUCCAUAUCAAUUGAGUGAUUCGGCCCGACCCAGCUGGUUUCGUUUAUUACGUCGAUGUUAGAUACACAUUAUUUAUGUAAAAAUGAUUUGUUUAUAGGGAAAAUAUUUGUAUACUUUAUUCAAAAUUAUAGAAAUGAACGUGUACGUAUAGAACAAAAUUAAAAGGUUUAUAUCAAGAAAGUUUCAUGCUAGGGGUGAUAUUGUUUA
This is a messenger RNA of Salvia miltiorrhiza (redroot sage), 1895 nucleotides long. Its product is annotated as aldehyde oxidase GLOX-like. Bases 77 to 1702 code for a protein of 541 amino acids. The transcript has a single exon. Lineage: Eukaryota; Viridiplantae; Streptophyta; Magnoliopsida; Lamiales; Lamiaceae. The record is from RefSeq and is a predicted model, not a curated record.